Calliphora vicina (urban bluebottle blowfly) is the source of this 759-nucleotide messenger RNA. RefSeq lists its product as uncharacterized. Bases 1 to 759 code for a protein of 252 amino acids. The record is from RefSeq and is a predicted model, not a curated record. The transcript has 2 exons. Lineage: Eukaryota; Metazoa; Arthropoda; Insecta; Diptera; Calliphoridae.
AUGUCCUGUUCAUUUGAAAAUUGCAAAGUUCGCAAUGAGGACCGCCUUUUAGUAUGCUGGAUGUGUGAUACACUUGUCCAUUUCCAGUGUGCCGGAUUUAAAGGAAGGGAUUACGAUAGGAUCAUUGAUAGGUCGAAUGGACUCAGGUGGUCCUGCAGUAAAUGUAGAACGUUUGAUGUCAAUUUCCAUAAACUUUUUAGCGAUGCUAAGGCAGGAUUUUCUGACAUCAUUAGGGACUUUUCCAUACUAAAUGAUAAACAUAAAAAAGUUGAAGACCUUUUUACUAACUUCGAUCUUUCGCAAUUAGCGGGAGUUUCCCCAAAAAGGAAGAAAACUUCAUCGAGGUUGAAUGUGGAAAUAUACCGUUCCCCGGUGACUCCUGUUUCUUUCGAGUCCAUUAGGGUUGGACCAACUGUUGAACCUGGAGAUAUUCCAUCCAUUUCUAUUACUGGAGAUUUAAUCGUUGUACCACCGCGUAAGACAGUCUUUUUAUCAAGAUUUGAUCCUGAUACUACCGUCGAGGCUUUAGUUAAAUUUAUUAAAAAUCAUAGUAAAGGUUUUAAUGAUUCGGAUUUUAUUGUUCAGAAAUUUAAAUUUUCUCAGCCUAGGGAUAUAUCAUCUUUUAAGAUUAUAGCUCCCAUAAAGUUAUUUGACAUAUUAGUAGACAAAUCUAUCUGGCCUGAUGGUGCCCUAGUUAGGGAAUUUAUUCAUAGAGAUAGACCGAGAACUAAUAGAGUGGCUACCUUAUCAAAAAACUAA